Molecule: messenger RNA, 5423 nt
Organism: Peromyscus californicus insignis
Lineage: Eukaryota; Metazoa; Chordata; Mammalia; Rodentia; Cricetidae
Gene: Ccnl2
Product: cyclin L2
Exons: 7
Coding region: 3852-4751 (299 amino acids)
Biological process (GO): regulation of transcription by RNA polymerase II
Cellular component (GO): nucleus
Molecular function (GO): cyclin-dependent protein serine/threonine kinase regulator activity
Source: RefSeq, a predicted model, not a curated record
UUGGCACCUGCGGCCAACUAAGCCAUACUUCAGUUGACUUCUACUAUAUGCUGAAAUGAAGACCUUGAAGAGUACUGAAUGUUCCCUUCAUUUGGUUUUUUUGUUUAUGUCUAGAACGUAAAAUUAAUCCUUUAUUUAUCAACUUUUAUAUUAUUUUUAGUAAUAUAAGAGUUUUUGAAGUGAUGUCCUUUAGAUCUGGGCUUUCAAAAGCAGUGGUAAAGUUUGAAGUUGAAUCCAUUAACAUACAUUUUUCUUGCCUGACUUGGCGGCAAGCAGGUUAGGAUUUCAAAGACAUCUCUAGCUACAUUUCAAGUAGGAGGCCAGCCUCCCCUACAUGAGACCUUAUUUCAAAAAUAAGCAGGGCUUAGCCUGGUGUAGUGGUGUACAGCUUUAAUCUGUGUACUUGGGAGGCAGAGGCAGGUAGAUAUCUGUGAGUUCAAGGGCAACCUGGUCUUCACAUCGAGUUCCAGGAGAGGCUCAAAAGCUACACAGAAAAACCUUGUCUUGAAAUACCAAAAAGAAAGAAAGAAAGAAAGAUUUAUUUGUUCAUACAGUUUAUGUAUAUGAUUGCUCUGUCUUUAUUCAUACCAGAAGAGGGAAUCUGAUCCCAUUACAGAUGGUUGUGAGCCACAUGUGGUUGCUGAGAAUUAAACUCAGGACCUCUGAAAGAGCAGUCAAAUGCCCUUAACCAGCCCCAUGUACAUUUUUCUUAACAGUAAUUUUUUUUUGUUUAAGAGCAUGUGUGUACAAGUACAUUUGGAGACCAGAUAAAAUUGUCAGGAAUAUUUCCUCCUGGGACAGGUGGUCUUAUUGGCCUGAACCUUACCAAUUAGGUUAGACUGGCUGGCCAGUGAGUCCCAGGAAUCCUGUCUCUACUUCCCAAAUCCUUCUGUAUCUACUUCUCAAAAGUGAGCUACCACAUCCAGCAUUUUUAUAUGCAUUCUAGGGAUUGUGUGGCAAGCACUUUAUUGACUGAGCUUUCUCCUUAGCCCUUAAGAACUAACUUUGUUUGUUUGGGUCUUUUGAGACAGGGUUUCUCUGUGUAGUUUUGGUGCCUGCAUUGGAUCUAGCUCUGUAGACCAGGCUGGCCUCGAACACACAGAGAUCCACCUGGCUCUGCCUCCCGAGUGCUGGGAUUAAAGGCGUGUGCCACCACCGCCUGGCAAGAACUAACUUUUAAAAGUUAGCUUUAAUAUCUCCAGUAGAAGAACAAGAAGAAUUCUGAAUCCUUUUAUUUCAAAAUUAACCAAAAUAGUUUAUAUCAUGUGCUGAUUAAAAAUGAGUUUAUUGUUCUGUCUCUUGAGUGUCUUACCUAGUUUAGCUAAACUAAAACUUUAAAGCUUCAGGCUUAGCUGGGUAUAGUAGUACACACUUUUAAUCCUAGCACUUGGGUAGCAAAAGGCAGGCAGAUCUCUGAGUUUGAGGCCAACCUGGUCUGCAUAUCAAGCUCCAGGCCAGCUCGAUCUACAAAGUGAGACCCUGCCUUAUUAAACCAAACAAAAGUUCAUGUUUACUUCUGUGGCCUUGUCAUCUUCUCUUGCUUAUUUGAGUUUCUGACAUUAAAUUCUUGGUAAAUCAUCCACUAAAUAUUUUAAGUACUUUUCUUAAUUUGUUUAAUGUAUUUUCAUGUUUUGUACAAGUUGGCUACUGGGGUACAGGGCUAUGUAGAGCAGGCUAAUCUCAUUGAUGGAAAAGAUGUUGUCAACGAGAAUGAAAAUGAGCCACAUGGAAAACAAGGCCUUCGAUGCCAUGGGUGCAGCGUGGUCUUCACAUGUGCACUCUGUCCAGCUGUAAAAGCAGGUAGCAAGCACAUCACAAAAGUGGAGCUGUCUGCCGGACGUCACCAGGAGCUCCCUGGGGUAUAGCUUGAGGUUCUUUUGCUGCAUGGACACCAAGAUCUGAGUUCCCUGCUCUCCAAGUUUUUGGUAAUAACUGCCUGACCCAUAUCUUCCAGAUAAUCGUUAUGUACCUUCAGGUGUUAGAGUGUGAGCGUAAUCAACACCUGGUCCAGACUGCAUGGGUAGCCUCUGAGGGUAAGUGACUAAGACUUCUCCUCUGCUGUCCAAGCGCUUUGGUGCAGGGACAGCGGCCGUCUUCAGCCAAUCCAGUGCAGGCUCUCCACCGAAGGCUGGCUCUAGACUGGUGGUAUGCGUACCUGAUAGUAUAGUCAUGGCCGACUGCUGCUUGUGGUUCUCUGACGAUUGUGCUUCUUGUUAAUCCUGUCGUGCUUGGUAAUUGUAUCAAUCAAUUAGAGUUGAUAACUGUCUUAACUUGAAUUUUGUCCUUUUAAAACUGCUGUACCUGUGCAAUAAAGAUGCAAUACCUUUCCUGUUUAAAAAAAUAUAUAUAUAGAAAGCUGUAAGAAUUGAAGUGACAAAUUGGCAUGGUGGAAAUUCAGGCUGUUAUUAGAUCUUGUCAUUAUUUCUCCCAAGUCCUACAGUUGCUCUUUUCAGCAGCUUAAAUGGCACUCAUUCCAGUAAAGGUGUGCAUCUUUAAGUUAAACUAUUGUAAUUUAUUUCAAAUGUAGCAUAAAGUUUAAAUACACCUUUAAAGGAUUUCAUCUGUUUUUAGAACUUAAUAUUAAUGAGUUAGUACAUUUGAAUACUAAAAAUUCCUUAUUAGUAAUAAAGUUAUUGAUGGUUAUAUUUGUGAAUGUUUACGCUGUUUAGCCACAGAAUGACUCCUGAGAGAUGGAUAGUGCAGCUCUCAUUCUGGCUUCCCUUCUGAUGUGUAGAGUUAAUGUUUCCAGGGCCAGCUGCCUCUAAUAGACAUCUGUAGAAUUUACUGUUUAGAAUGUCAAAUUGGGUUUGAAUGUUACUUUCUCUAAGGUUUUAGGGCAAAGAUACUGGGGUGGGGGUAGUUAAAUCUUAUGAGGUACAGCCUGACAUUAGGGUGUGUGUGUUAUACCAUUAUUGGAUAUGUUGGGCAGUGUAUAAUAUAACCUCUUCACAUGUUUUCUCAUGAAUUGUUUUUGUAAUGUUGAUAAAGCUAGUUUAGCAUUUUGUUUUAGACUACAAAUUUAAAAGAAAUAUAUAAAGAAAAUGUUAAAGAUGUAGCCAAUUUUAAAGACCUUUAACUUUUCUAAAAAUGUGAAGUUUUGUACUUAUAUAUAUAUCUUCUAAAGUAUUAAAGUAUUUUUAAGUGUGCUUAGCUUGUUGCCACUUUUAGUGUUUUGUUGCUUUUGUCUGAUUUUUAUGAAUGUUCAUUUUAAGACUCCUUGUUGAAAUGGGACAGUUUGGAAACGUUCUUUGAUAAACCCGAGAAGAGGAUUCCCUUGGGUGUUGACCUCCUCUGCAUGAUGUGCCCAUGCAUCUGAACUGCACCCAAGGGCCUUUCCCUUUUCCAAGUGGACUCCCUCACUGGAGCUGCGGCUCAGUCAUCUGGAGAAGGCCCGGGCCACAAGUGCUGCCUGAAGAAAAGGAACACAGGACGACAGCUUGUCUCACAGUUUCAAGGCUUCAUGCUCAGCCUGCUCAUUUGAGUUUGCAUGUUUCUCUGCACUAUGGAUUUUGAACAUUUAGAUUUCUUUAAUCAACUUCAUUUUAACUACUAAGUAGCAUUUUCUUUCUAAGCAUUGUGCUUUGCAUGAUAGCAGGCCAAAUAUAGAAGGAAAAGUAAAGUUAAAGUCGGUUCUCGUUCAUAGCAACACGUAUUGUUUGACAUUCAGCCAGCUUUUUUUCCCCAGUGAUUUCUUUCAUGUAUUCAGAAUAUCCCCUGGUAUCUCUGGAGAUUCCCAGAGUUCCCAGCCCAAUCAUAGUGUAGAACCCUUAGGAAUAACAACCUUUGAUUACAAGUAGUAGCAUAGUUGCCCAUAUCAUUACAAUCUUCCUGGUCUUGUUUUUAGGAACUACAUGAAUGACAGCCUUCGCACAGAUGUCUUUGUGCGGUUCCAACCUGAGAGCAUUGCUUGUGCCUGUAUCUACCUCGCUGCCCGGACACUGGAGAUCCCUUUACCCAAUCGUCCGCAUUGGUUUCUUUUGUUUGGAGCAACUGAAGAAGAAAUUCAAGAAAUUUGCUUUAAAAUCCUGCAGCUUUAUACACGGAAAAAGGUUGAUUUGACACACCUAGAAAGUGAGGUGGAAAAGAGAAAGCAUGCCAUCGAAGAGGCCAAGGCACGAGCUAGGGGGCUGCUACCCGGGAGUGCUCCAGUUCUGGACAGUGCUGCAGGGUUCUCACCUGCUCCCAAGCUGGUAGAAUCUCCCAAAGAAGGUAAAGGAAACAAGUCUUCCCCACUCUCUGUGAAGAAUGCCAAACGGAAAGUGGAGGGACCAAAGAAAGCCAAGGCAGACAGCCCUGUGAAUGGCUUGCCAAAAGGGCAUGAGAGUCGAAGUCAGAGCAGGAGCCGUGAAGAGAGCUACUCAAGAUCCCCGUCACGGUCUGCUUCUCCAAAGAGAAGGAAAAGUGAUAGUGCCUCUACCUCAGGUGGGUCCAAGUCACAGAGUCGUUCUCGGAGCCGCAGUGAUUCUCCUCCAAGGCAAGUACACCGUGGUGCUCCCUACAAAGGCUCAGAAGUGAGGACCUCCCGGAAAUCUAAGGACUGCAAGUACCUCACCCAGAAGCCACACAAGUCUCGUAGCCGAAGCUCCUCUCGUUCUCGAAGCCCGUCACGAGAGCGGACAGACAAUUCUGGAAAAUACAAGAAGAAAAGUCAUUACUAUAGAGAUCAAAGACGAGAGCGUUCAAGGUCCUAUGAGCGCACAGGCCAUCGCUAUGAGCGGGACCACCCUGCACACAGCAGACAUCGGAGGUGAGAUGGGUUCCCUGGUGGCUGCCCUUGGUCCCUCCCUGUUGGGCACACCUUGGCUUCAGUGGCCUUGUAGCAUGAUAUUUUUUGGAAGUGUUUUCAAUUGGACCUUGAGGUGAAUUUAACUGAUGGGACAGCGAGCAAGGUACCCUUCAGGCUGGCCUGGGGAGUGCUGCACAUCCGUCCCAGUUGAAGGUCCACCUCAACUGCAGACCUUCAGGUAGCUGGAUGGAACAGCAAAGGCACUCGUCCCCAUUGGUGUGGCUUGGUGCUAUUGAUAAGCUGUCUCUUCACUCCUAAACUGAUACUCAAUUACGUUAAGCCAAGAAAGAUGAUUUUUCAAAUGUCCACCUAUAUUAGGUUAUACUUGUGUACAUAUUUUCCAGUGUUUCACAAUGAGAAAAUGGCCUUAAUAGCCCCCGCCCCCGUUCUCUAUUCACGUUGUAAAUAAACAUGUGUUUAAUACAAGUGAAAGCUAUAUAUAAAAACUCAGAAUUUGAAUUCUGUUAGCUUAACACUUGUAUAGAGAAUUCUGAUUUUUAAAUUGUGAAGGUAUUUAGGUCUGUGUUGAAAGUCAUAUAUUUUUAUCUGUGCAAUGCUGAGUGCUGGCCACCAGCUCUAGAGAAAUUUUACGAGGUUGAAUAAACAAAAUUCUCAGGACACUUGGGAUGUAAGACUC